Molecule: messenger RNA, 1413 nt
Organism: Pyricularia grisea
Lineage: Eukaryota; Fungi; Ascomycota; Sordariomycetes; Magnaporthales; Pyriculariaceae
Exons: 3
Coding region: 1-1413 (470 amino acids)
Biological process (GO): regulation of DNA-templated transcription
Molecular function (GO): RNA polymerase II cis-regulatory region sequence-specific DNA binding; DNA-binding transcription factor activity, RNA polymerase II-specific
Source: RefSeq, a predicted model, not a curated record
AUGGCGCCUCACAGAGAGCCUAAGCUCGUCGUUUUGACUGGAGGUGAAAAACGUCACGAAUGCCCUCAAUGCGACGAAGUGUUCUUUUCAGACGAGCCAGACGCGCUUUUCAAGCACCAAAAGGAGAAGAUUAAGCUGGGUGAAGGUCAUCUGGAGUGUCUCAUCUGUGACGAGAAAUUGCACUCUAGCGAGGCCUGGUAUUAUCACCUGAGAAUGAAUCACCCAGCGGAUCAGGAUCUGCAUUGUCCAGCAUGCGGUGAACAUUACAACAAGGUCCACAAGCUCAUGGAUCAUCUCGUUGAUUGUGACAAGGCAGCCUAUGCUGUAGCAAGCAUAGAUGCCGCGCGGGAGAGCCAAUUGAACUUCAUCCGAGAGCUUGCUUACCGUGAUGAAGCCCGUCUUAAGAAGGGUGUACAGCUGGGACCUGCCCCUAUCAACGUCGACUUUGGCGAAUGUCUUGGCCACAGGGACCCCAGAGUUGAUCUCCCCCUUGUGGAGCAGAAGCUUGUCCUUGAGAUGCAUGGCAUGGGAUUGGAAUCUUCAACUUCGGUUGAGAAGUUUCGCCAGGGCGAUUCCAAGUGUCCCGACCUACUCACAUCUGACGGCCUUAAGGUUCAUAAAGAGAACAAUAAUCCGAAUGUCCAGCAGUCUUCCCCCGUGGCUGAAAACAUGCCUGCGAGCAAGAGGCUAUUUCCUAAUGCUCCUCCCGCCCUUAAGCCCACUGCUCAACAGCUUAGGCAGCUUGCUGCAUGCCGCACUCCACAGAAGCCAGCGCAGAACCUGGACGUCCGCGACCCCGACAGCCCCAAGUUCAAUGUGGGCAAGUAUUACGAGCAGGUUAUGGACAGAUAUCGAUGCGCAUAUGCGCCUCAGUGCAUCAAAACAUUCAAGAAAGCUGGUCAGCUUAUCAGCCAUCUCAGGAACAAUGACCACCGGCCAGCGAAGUACAGGUGCCCUUUCUGCAGCAAGAUGUACAGGAGCAUUUCGGCCCUCACUCAGCAUUGCGAGACGCCCAACACCUUUUGCGAAAUUGACUACUCGUACUCAUACCGCACCUUCCUCAAUCAACUCACCGGUGGUGUGAUCGAUGUUGACGGCAAACAUGCGGACCACACCCCCAAGUAUAUCGUCACGGACAUGGCAAAGGGUAUGUUUGUUCAGGGACCGGGUGUCUUGCCUAACAAAAAUGGCAAGAAGGCUGGCAAUGCUCCGCAUCCCAAGAUUGGUGAAUUCAAGACAGUCGACGGUCCUCCGGCUUCCCCAACUCCCGAAGUUCUCGAGGCACGCAAAAGAUUCCAGGAGGUGAUGCAGCCUGAGAAUAAGGAUGCCAUCUACGACAACUUUGUCGAUGGUUACGAGAAAGAAAAAAGGGAGGCGCAGCAUCAGCGUCUGACCCAGAACGUGAAUUGGUAA